This is a messenger RNA of Glarea lozoyensis ATCC 20868, 555 nucleotides long. RefSeq lists its product as uncharacterized. The transcript has a single exon. The record is from RefSeq and is a predicted model, not a curated record. Bases 1 to 555 code for a protein of 184 amino acids. Lineage: Eukaryota; Fungi; Ascomycota; Leotiomycetes; Helotiales; Helotiaceae.
AUGUCUCCCCAACUCGAAACUCUCCGCCAGCAAGCCCGCGCCCACAUCCUCGCUCACCAAUACCCGGGCGGUCUGAGCCAUGAUACGGUGGAUCUUCUGCUAGAUGUGGUAAACCGGCCGAUGGAGACAAAGGAAUCGAGAGAGUUGGAAGAUGUGUUGGCUAAAGAUAAUACAGCCAUGUGUUCCCAACUCGAAACGCUCCGCCUGCGAGCACGCACUUAUAUCCUCGCGCGCCAACAUCCUGGCGGGCUGGGACAGGAAAUGGUGGAUAUGUUGUUAGAUGCUAUUGAGGGGAUGAGCGAGGGGGAGCUCAGGGGGUUGGAGGGUGAAUUUGCUGAGGAGUAUACACCACCAAAAUCUGCCACCACCCAAUCUUCGUCCGAGGACACGGAGAAUCCGAACCCACCACCGAAUAAACCACUUCCUCCAACGCCCAAAACGCUGAAAUCGCUGCUCUCUGAGGAGGAAGAAGAGGAUUACAAUAACGCUGAGUAUAGGGUUGGGGAUCUGUGUGGGUUUCCUUGUAUCAUUGGACCUAAUGAGAAAACAGAGUAA